Trachymyrmex septentrionalis is the source of this 2905-nucleotide messenger RNA. It is a transcript of the gene Pmp70, whose product is annotated as ATP-binding cassette sub-family D member 3. Gene Ontology annotation, biological process: long-chain fatty acid import into peroxisome; fatty acid beta-oxidation; peroxisome organization. Gene Ontology annotation, molecular function: ABC-type transporter activity; ATP hydrolysis activity; ATP binding. The record is from RefSeq and is a predicted model, not a curated record. NCBI's taxonomy places the organism in Eukaryota, Metazoa, Arthropoda, Insecta, Hymenoptera, Formicidae. Gene Ontology annotation, cellular component: peroxisomal membrane.
UCCUCUCCAUCUUAAAUCUCCCACUCAAUCGUUGCUACCACCACCAUCUCGGCACGGCGUGACGGCAUCUGACUCAUCCACUCUCGUCCUGGCUAACCUGACUUUAUGCUCGAAAGUCUACACGCGAUAGUUCAACCGUCGGCCAGGGCUGCCAGGACGGUGCAGCUGGUAACGCAUGUACGCGAGCUCGACUCGAUUGUCGACACCGAGUGCACCGAAAUGGCACCGUCCCUCAGUAAAUUCGCCACCAGACGCACCCUGGCCGGCGCGGUCGCGGUCAGCACGCUCAUCUGGAUAUUAAGGAACCGUAGCAGAAGGUGGAUGAGUAAGAAGACUAAGAACCAGUGGCCUAUUAACAAUGACAUUCAAUAUAUUAUCAAGGAGGAAAAACCAAAAAGUCCCAAGGCACAGGUCAAUGCCGUAUUCUUCCGUAGGCUCUAUCAACUACUUAAAAUCGGUAUCCCUGGUGUAUUAUCACCAGAGUUUGGUUUUCUAUUCCUGGUGGCGACCGCCCUGGUUGGCAGGACCUUGUGUGACCUGUGGCUUAUCAACAAGGCUACUUUGUUAGAAACGUCAAUCGUCAACAUGAAUCGUGUAUUAUUCAGGCGAUAUUUGCUCCAUUUGUUUGGUUUGGUACCAAUAAUAGCGAUCGUGAACAACAUACUGAAGUAUGCUUUAAGCGAAAUGAAGUUAAGGUUGCGUACGAAUAUCACGCGUAAUUUAGUGGAUGAUUAUCUUAAAGGCUUUACUUAUUAUAAAAUGAGUAAUCUGGAUAACCGAAUCGCGAAUCCGGAUCAGCUGUUAACUACAGACAUCGAUAAGUUCUGCGAAAGCUGUACAGAUCUUUACAGCAAUAUUGCGAAGCCUCUAUUGGACAUUGGUCUUUACGUAUACAGAUUGACAACUACUAUUGGCGGACAGACGCCACUUAUUAUACUCUCGUAUUUAGUGAUAGCUGGUACCUGUUUGACUCAUCUUCGCAAACCUAUCGGGACAAUGACGGUCAAAGAGCAACGAUUAGAAGGAGAAUAUCGUCAUAUCAAUUCAAGGUUGAUCGUUAACUCGGAAGAGAUAGCAUUUUAUGGAGGAAACAACAGGGAAAAAUUGACGCUGUUAACUAGCUUUCAUAAACUUGUGACUCAUCUUCGUAAAUUCUUGGAAUUUAAGGCCUUGAUGGGCAUUGUAGAUAAUUACGUUGGAAAAUAUUUUGCCACCAUAAUCGGCUUCUACGCAGUGAGCAUACCUUUCUUCCAGGAGAACCACUCUGUACUCUCCGGCACGCCCGAUCAUAGAUUCAGAUUAUACUACACAUACGGCCGGAUGCUGGUGAAAUUGGCCGAGGCGAUUGGCCGAUUGGUGGUGGCCGGCAGGGAAUUAACGCGUUUGGCGGGAUUCACAGCGCGGGUCACCGAGAUCAAAAUGGUUCUCGACGAUUUAAAUGCUGGGAAAUACGAGCGAACGAUGAUCUCGGAUUACAAAGACAAAGUGAUCGGUUAUCCUGGUAAAGGCAAAAUUGUACCACGCGACAACAUCAUACGGUUCGAUAAUGUUCCUCUGGUGACGCCUAACGGAGACGUGCUCGUUAAGGAGCUGUCCUUUGAAGUGAAAUCAGGAAUGAAUGUACUGAUUUGCGGUCCAAAUGGUUGCGGCAAGAGCUCUAUGUUUAGAAUUCUCGGCGAACUGUGGCCGGUCUGGUCUGGAACUAUUACAAAACCUCCGCGUGGUAAGCUUUUCUACAUUCCGCAACGUCCUUACAUGACGCUGGGUACAUUGAGAGAUCAGAUCAUAUAUCCUCACACGAAGGAAGAGAUGAAGAGACGUGGUAACAUUAAUGAUGAGGACUUGAAGAAGUUCCUAGAGCUAGUACAGUUGACUCAUCUAUUGGACAGGGAGAGUCUCGUUAACAAUGAAAAAGAGGGUUGGGACGCAGUGGCUGAUUGGAUGGACGUUUUAUCGGGUGGCGAGAAGCAACGUAUAGCAAUGGCUCGGCUAUUUUAUCACAAACCACAAUUCGCAAUUCUGGAUGAGUGCACGAGUGCUGUCAGCGUCGACGUCGAAGAUUCCAUGUACAGAUACUGCAGACAAGAGAACAUUACGCUAUUCACAGUCUCACAUCGUCGCUCCCUUUGGAAGCAUCAUGAGUACUAUUUACACAUGGAUGGCCGCGGAAGCUACGAGUUCAAGCCGAUCGAGCAAGACACGAUAGAAUUCGGAUCGUGAAUUCUUGCAUUUCUUGUACGGAAAUGCGUCAGUACGCAAGGGAUAUCUGAUUUAGCUUUCUUUUUCCUUUUAGUCUACGAUUAUUCAACAAUUCCAGCAAUUUAAUAGGAGACAUUUUAUCUAUUAAUCAGCAAUUUUUAUAAGUAUAAAGUAUCACGACAAAACCGAUUAUUAAGUAUUAAAUCUAUAUAUAAUUGCACAAGAUGCCUUUAUACAGAAUGUACAUGUACUGUACAGAAUGUAUAUAUUAUACAAAUGUAAUAGUGAUAAACGCGGCGUUGUCGCGAUCAUUUUCGGCGCUAUCGUAAAUUUCUUCGCGUAGAUAUGUAAUCAAAUCUGCCAUGCACAAAGAUAUAUUUUUUGAUUGUUAUUUUUCUACAAGAUAAUAUAUUUUUGAUAAUGUAUUGUCGUUGCCGAAGACACAUCGAGCUUGGAACGUAUGUGUUAUCAUCAUAUAUAAAUGACGACACAUCGAGCUUGGAACGUAUGUGUUAUGAUCAUAUAUAUAUGAUACUUUUAGAUCCUUAAGGUAUGGUAGAAGUACGUUAGGUAUAUUCGUUUUCGAGACGAAUUUCGUACUGUUUUGCGCAUAACCAGAUGCGGCCAUUUUAAACAUUUGCAUCGCGGUAACUUUGAAGUAACACAAAGUGAUAUUUCGCGAAAAUGAGUACGUGUCAAAUAAAAA